UAAAGAUUUCACAGUGAAUUAUUUAGCUUAUUUUAUUUCAUAUAUUAAAAUCGUUUAAAAAUAUUUCUGAUGAGAUGGAUAAUGAAUUGCUCUGUAAUUUUAAGAAAUGUCGUAAAGCUUUGUCUUCACAAGCAUGGGUUACUUCCUGUUCUCAUAUUUUUUGCCAUGAUGAUGGAUUAAGAGAAUUUGAGAAAGCUUUCAUCUGUCCUGCAUGUGAUACCACAUUAUCUGGUAAAUAUGAUAUAGUAAAAGUUGACCUCAACCCAACAGAACAAUAUAAAUCUAUGGUUUUAGCAGGACAAAGACCAGAAAUUAUUUUUGAAAUAUGCUCUCGGGCGAUAUCAUUUUGGACAUACCAGGUCCAUCAAGAAAUAAUGUUUCAAGAAUAUGUAUCAACUAAGAUAAAAGAAAGAUCACAGCAACUGGAAAAAUAUUAUGAAAAUAUUUUCCAGAAAACCAGAAAUGAGCUAGAUAAUAUCAAACAACAAUUGGAGAGUACUCGGCAUGAAUUGGAAAUAUCAAAAAAGAAAUCAGCAGAAUUAGCAGAAAAACUCAAAGAACGAAUACGACAGCAUGAAAAACUGCAGUAUCUGUACGAAGCUUUGAGAAGGAAAUUCAUAUCACCAUCUUUUUUUGAAAAACAAAACAAAGAGGAAAAAUUAUCAAAGAGGACUCAAGAUCCUUUCCUAAUGUCAACUGCAGCUGAAAUAAUAGGUCAAGAAGAAAAGAAAUCUCACAAGAGUAGAUCUAACAGGAGUUUUAGUUCACAUGUUGAAAAAGAAUUUGUUCUACGACCGGCACCAACUCCUAAGGAAGAUGCCAAUGACCAACCACUAUGGAAUUUCUCAGCACGAGAAUAUUAUAAACAGUGUGCAUUAAAUACCAUGAAAAAGGAUAAUAGGUACAUAAAUAUAGCACCUUGCAUUAGUUGA
Messenger RNA from Argiope bruennichi, 932 nucleotides. Its product is annotated as E3 ubiquitin-protein ligase CCNB1IP1-like. Gene Ontology annotation, cellular component: synaptonemal complex. Gene Ontology annotation, molecular function: ubiquitin protein ligase activity. NCBI's taxonomy places the organism in Eukaryota, Metazoa, Arthropoda, Arachnida, Araneae, Araneidae. The transcript has 11 exons. The record is from RefSeq and is a predicted model, not a curated record. Gene Ontology annotation, biological process: reciprocal meiotic recombination. The coding region runs from base 75 to 932 and encodes 285 amino acids.